AUGCGUGUAUUAUACUGCUGCCAAUGCAAUGAACGACGACCAUUGCAGCUGCAGACUGCAGGGAAGCAGCCGCUACGGAAGACGGGAGGAGCACUGAAGCAGCUGCCUAUGGGGCUGAAGAAUACCACGGCGACCAUCGUCCAGAGCAUCAGGACGGUGGAAGGGCAGCUGGUGCGCUUGGAGGUCCUGGUCCUCCUCAGCAGCCUCCUCCUGGUCCUCCUCGUCGUCCUGAGCCCAUACCGGCACCAGCGCGGCGACAAGUCCUUCCGCUUCCUCGUGUGGGCGGUCUACACGCUCGCCACCGUCCUCGUCCCCUACACCAUCGGUCUGCUGGAGGCCGGCCCGUUCCACGACCAGACCUUCGUGCUGUGGGGCGCCGUCCUCCUGGUGCAGGCGGGCGCCGACUCCCUCUCCGCCUACAACCUCCGCGACGUCGAGCAGUGGAAGCGGGCGCUGCUGCAGCAGGGCCUGCAGAUCCUGAUGGUGCUGUGGCUGAUGGUCCGCUGCGAGGGCCGGAACAAGAGCUACAGCGCCACCAUCUGGAUCUUCUGGAUCCUGAGCAUCGCCAAGGCCCACGCCAAGUUCCAGGCGCUGAGGGAGGCUAGCAAGGCGGACAGCCUCAUGAUGAAGCACACCAAGGUCGUCGCCGACUACAUGAUGGCGGAGCACGAGUCCGGCCAUGUCUCCGAUGCCGCCACCAUGCAGGGGUACAGGUACAUUUUCCACGGCGAAGGCCUCACCCUCCCGUACUUCUCCAAGCCGGACUACCGAACGGCCAUCGCCAGAGCGUGCGCCUUCACCACGGUCGACACCGUCUGGCAGUGGAUCGACGGCCAGAGCGUGAGCGUCUUCAGCAGGGAGCACGGCGGCAUCCUCAAGGACAUCGCCCUGUCGUUCACGCUGUUCAAGCUGCUCAAGCGGAGGUUCUGCAAGUACGAGCACGGGGAGGCCGGCCGCCCCAAGACGCGGCGGCUCGUCGUGUCCGGGCUCCUCCGCGACGAGGACGGCUACACCCGUGCUUUCAGAGUCAUCGAGAUGGAGCUCGCCUUCCUCUACGAUUUCUUCUACACGAGGCACCAAUCGCACACCCAGUACGUAGAGAUGACUGUGGUCUUCGUGCUCCCCGUGAUCGUUUGGAAUGCCGUCUCCGGAGCUUUCAGCAGGCACUACCACCGCACCAGCUUGGAGCAGACGGUCAAUGGGGUCGAUGUCAUUCACUGCAUCACCAUCGUGCUGAUGGUGAUCGUCGUCGUCGUGCUGGUCGUGGAAUCGCGCAUCAACGAUCAGAAGUGGAGGGUGGUCGACGAUCUCCAUACCUUGACCGGCUCGAGCAGAAUCACCUGGAAGGGAGAAGCCGUCCCGUUCGAUGACGGCAGCAGGAAGCAGGCGCUGAAACUGGUCAAGAAAAGGAAGCAUCGGAAGCUGAUGGGCAGGAACUGGGACAGGAAGCUGGGGCAGUACUCGCUGCUGCACAGAUUCGACUACCACCCGAGGAAUUUAGCGUCGAUCCUGUCGCUCGGCUUGAUCGAGCCGACCAGGGACGGGCAGAAGUCCUCCAAGAAGGUCGAGCUGCCGGAGGAAGUCGUGGUGCGCGUCCUGUCGCGGUUCAAGGCGAACGACGGCCACCUCGCCGACGGGCGGUCGGCGCUCGCCGCGAACGACGCGGCGCAGCUGUCGUGGGCGUGCAAGCUGCCCACGCUUAUCCACACGGUCCUGGCGUGGCACAUCGGGACGACCAUCUGCGAGGUCACGACGCCGCAGCAUCAGGCGCCGCUCACGGGCGACCGCCUGGUGGCCAAGUGCCUGUCGGACUACUGCGCCUACCUGGUGGCGUUCGUGCCGGACAUGCUGCCGGGGCACGGCUACGACACGAGGCGGAUCUUCAACGCGGUGGUCACGGAGGCCCGGGAGUACCUCGCCGGGUGUGGCACCAUGAGAGCCAGGUGCGUCAAGCUGCUGGAGCUGCAGUGCAGCGAGCGGACUAUACUGGGGAUGGGGGCAAAGCUUGGGAGUGAGCUCAGGUACAGAGUUCGCGACAGGGCCCGGCGGUGGAAGGUGCUGGCUGACUUCUGGGCGGAGCUCGUCCUCUUCCUCGCGCCGUCAAGCGACGCCGACGUCCAUGCCGAGAAGCUCGCGGCCGGCGGGGAGUUCAUGACCCACCUGUGGGCGCUGCUCAUCCACGCGGGCAUCCUGGAGCGGCCCUCUCUAGUCUCUAGAACUAUCGUUGCAACUGCUGACGAUUCUGCCGUCUGA
This is a messenger RNA of Panicum virgatum (switchgrass), 2253 nucleotides long. RefSeq lists its product as uncharacterized. The record is from RefSeq and is a predicted model, not a curated record. Lineage: Eukaryota; Viridiplantae; Streptophyta; Magnoliopsida; Poales; Poaceae. The coding region runs from base 1 to 2253 and encodes 750 amino acids. The transcript has a single exon.